Messenger RNA from Scleropages formosus (Asian bonytongue), 2424 nucleotides. Its product is annotated as protein-tyrosine kinase 6-like. Gene Ontology annotation, biological process: protein phosphorylation. The record is from RefSeq and is a predicted model, not a curated record. NCBI's taxonomy places the organism in Eukaryota, Metazoa, Chordata, Actinopteri, Osteoglossiformes, Osteoglossidae. The transcript is spliced from 8 exons. The coding region runs from base 196 to 1782 and encodes 528 amino acids. Gene Ontology annotation, molecular function: protein tyrosine kinase activity; protein binding; ATP binding.
CAAUGGUAUGAAAUGACGAAGACAAAAGGAUCUGCCCUCUCUCCCUGUAUAAGCAAACGUUGAAGGCACUCGUGUCAUUUCAUACCUGCGCUGCGCUCGCGGUUCCUUUACCUGUGACCGUGCAACAGGGUAACAGCUGAUGCAGAGCAGCUCUGAGGAGGAGUCUGAGCAGGUCUCCUCUCUCCUCCAGGAGUCAUGUCCAGCUUUUGCACCCGUUUGAGUCAGUGGUUUAGCACUUGCUGUCACAAGUCAUCCAAGUCUCGGAACACUGACCAGAAUGACAAGGGCUCUGGUGGAAAGGAUGGACCUGGACCUGAAGACACAGAGUCGGACUCUGCACAACAGGGCAAGAAACCUCAGCGGUUAUUAUCACAUGGAGAGCUACUCGGUCAGCGGUCAGCAGACGGGUCAGACAUCUACAAAGCCCUGUGGAAAUACGAUGCCAGGGAGGAGCAGGAGCUGUCCUUCCAUGAGGGUGACCGCUUUAAGAUCGCACAGCGCUGUGGCGAAUGGUGGACUGUUGAAAGGAUAGACGCCUUUGGCAUCUCUACGGGCAAAGGGAUUGUGCCGAGAAGUUACCUGGCCAAAGAGGACACUCCAGAGGCAAAUCCGUGGUACUUUGGGAAGCUGAGUCGACUGGAGACCGUAAAGCAUCUGCAAGCGUCUAGAAAUAAAGACGGCGCGUUCAUGGUGCGCUUCAGCGAGAAGGAGGACAUUGGCUGUGUGCUCUCAGUAAAGGUGGCCAACAAAGCGAAGCACUUCAAGGUGUACCAUCCCGAGGAGAACCACUGGUACAUCGAUGAAACCCACUGCUUCUCCAGUCUCCAGGACCUGGUGGACUACUACAGGGGACAUGCCCUGACCUCCGUCGGGCAACUGGGCAAGCCCUGCGUCCGGAGGACGCCCAGACCGCAGGACCUUUCCCACAGCACGGUGGAUGAGUGGGAACUGCCCAAGGACCAGUUUGUCCUGGAGGAGAAGCUGGGCAGCGGCUUCUUCUCCGACGUCUACAGGGGCUGCUGGAAGGGCAGCGUCCGAGUCGCUGUCAAAGUCCUCAAGAACAUGGGGUCUCUGAACUACAAAGACUUCCAGAUGGAGAUCCACAUCAUGAAGAAACUCCGCCACAGGAACCUCCUGGCGCUGUUUGCCCUCAGCUCCACCUCGCAGCCCUACUACAUCAUCACCGAGCUCAUGGAGAAGGGAAGCCUGCAGGACCUCCUGCGAGGUGAUGAGGGGGCCAGCCUAGACAUGCCCUCUCUGAUCGACAUGGCGAUCCAGGUGGCUAACGGCAUGGCCUACCUGGAGUCCAACAACAGCAUACACAGAGACUUGGCUGCCCGCAACGUCCUGGUCGGCGAGGACUACACCUGCAAAGUGGCUGACUUUGGCUUGGCUCGCGUCAUCAAGGAACCCUUCUAUAUCUCCUGGGAUGUGAAAAUCCCUUACAAGUGGACCGCGCCAGAGGCCAUCAGCCACGGCCGCUUCUCCAUCAAGUCGGACGUCUGGUCCUUUGGGGUGCUUCUGUACGAAAUUUUCACCUAUGGAGGAAACCCCUAUCCAGCUUUACAUAACCACGAGGUGUACAAACUCAUCACUUCGGGCUACAGGAUGCCCUCACCGUCCAACUGUCCCGACAGCAUCUAUGAAGUCAUGCUGUUCUGCUGGGAUCUGGAGCCUGAGAGACGGCCGAGCUUCGGUGCCCUCACCUCCAGUCUGAUUAAGGCCAACAUCAUCGAGGUGGAACAAACUGGAGAAACCUGCUGUGGGGAGACUGGCCACUAGGCAGCAGGAGAGAAAAAGCAGAUUUCGAGGCUGCAGAGCACGGUUUGGCCACAAGAGGGCAGAAGAGAAAAAGCUGAUUUCUGGACUGCAGAACACGGUUUGGCCACAAGAGGGCACAAAAACUCUGGGAAUGACCUGAUCAAAGGCUUCAAUUCUAAAUUAGUGGAAUUACAGAUUAAGGUGUUAAAAGGUAUUCAUUACUAAUGCAGUUAACAUAAAUAACCAGUCAAAACUUUAAGCCUGAACCAGUGAAUGGCCCUGUUAUACUCAUCUGGACUGAAGGAGAACAAGGUAGCUCAGCAGAGGCUUUGCAGAUUAAUGUAUAGGAUUGCAGUGACUGAAAAUAUAUAAAUAAUAUUUAUUUUUCCUAAUGUUUGCCUUAGACUAUUCAUUAAGUUCAUGCUUUUCUUCUAAGUGAAGAAGUUAAGCUGCUUACACCAAUUUACCUAUUUAUACACCAGGAUCAGUUUUACUGGGUCAGUAUCUUCAUCAAGGGGACUGCAGCUGGAGGGGGAUUCAAACCUAUAUUAUUCAGGUGGUUUACAAAAUCACAUCCAGCAGCCUUUUCACUGCAAUAAAAUUUAUGAAAGCAGUGGAAAUGUAUAAAGUAUGAUUUCCAUUAUGUAAAGUCAGAUAAAUGUG